AUGUUGAUUGGAAAACAGCAUCUUCUAUUUAGUGACAUCUGCCAACUUGCCUAUCUAGUAUUUAUUAAUCAAGGUUUAUAUCUUAGUAAUUAUUAGACAAUUCAAUAAUAUUUAUAUCUUUAAUCACUGUACUUUAUGUUAGUAGCAUAAUUUUUGAAGUAUUAUGUGUAUUGCUUAAAAAUGAACAGAGAAAUAAUAUUUUUUAAAUAAUUGGAUUCUCAAUUAAGAUUAUAUGCAUUUGGUUUGCUUAUUAAGCAAAAUAAGAAUACAUUCUUUGUUCAUUAAUAUAAACUCAAAUAUUAUUUAAUAAUAUAGACUUAAAAUAGAAGCUCUAAUAACCUAUUAUAAUCUUAGCAUAAAUGGUUUUAUUUACAUUCAAUUUUGAAUAGAUUGUGUUUGAUUAUAAGUAGAUGUCUAUAAAUAUAGUGUAAUUAAUGAUAUUUAGUUUAUGGUUGUAUAGAGAAAGAAGUAUAAAAGUAAAAGAUAAUAUAAAAGAUAAUUAAAUAAAGAAUUAACAUUAAUGUACGAUAGAUAUAUAGGUUGAUACUCUUAAAUAACAAUAGAAUCUUAUUCAUACAAUUUCGACGAGAAGAAUAAAUUUACCAUAAAAUUCUUUAUUAUUUAAUGAUUAAUAUGAACUAUUAGAAACUCAAAUUAAUUUUACAGAUUUGAUAACUCAUCCAAAUUAAUAUAAUUAAGCAUUUGAAAUACUUUUAAAUUUAAAAUUUAAUUAUAUUGAAGACACAUCAUUAAAAUAAAAUGAACUUAGAAUUAUAGUAUUAGAGAUGUAAAUUGAUGAACAAAUAUUAUUAACAAUUGAUAAGAAUGAAUAUUUUAAAUAUGAAAAUCAAGCAAUGUUAAUACAAUGUAUUGUAGUAGAUGGAAUUAAGUGUUUUUAACUUUAAUUUUUUGCUUUACCAUUUAAAAUAAAUAAUAAUAAUUAGGAAAUAGAUGAAUCAAUGGAGAUAGAUAUGUGUAGAUCAUUAUCUCAUGAAUUGGGUACAAAUUUAAAUAGUAUAAUAACAUUUACUAAAAUGGCAUUAAAGGAUGAGGACAUUAAUUCUCAUUUUAAAUUAAAAUACUUAGAACCAAUUAGAAUAAAUAGUGAAUAAUUAAAUCUAAUAGUAGGGACAAUUAGAGAUUAUAAUUUGAUAAAUUUGAAACAAUUUAGUUUAAAAUUAGAAGAGAUUGAUAUAGAAUUAGAGAUUCGAUUUAUUGUUUCAUUAUUCAAUGAAAGUAUUGAAAAUAAGAACAUUAAAAUAGAAUAUAGUUUUGAUUUACAAUCAAGUAUAUUGGUGAAUGAUAAAGUAAGAUUUAGAUAAGUUUUAUUUCAAUUGUUAUAGAAUGCAAUAAAAUAUACUUUUGAAUCAGCAAUAACUAUUACUAUAUAGAAUGAUAAUUUAGAAUGUUUUAUAUCAAUUUCAGAUAAUGGAAUAGGAAUGGUAUUAUAUAUAUAAUAAUAUUAUAUAGACUGAAUAAGAAGCAGAAAAUAUGAAUUCAUUGUUGAAUUCUAAUAAAUUUGUUAAAGUGUCUGAAUAAUCUGUAGGUGUAGGAUUAGGUCUAGGAAUAUCAAAUUAGUUAGUAAAAUAAAUGAGUGGAAAGAAUAAUUCCAUAUAAUUAAAUCGUAAAGACAGAGGGUGUUAAUUUAGCUUUUUUAUAAAAAACCAUUAAUUGGAAAUGUCAAAGGAAAGUAUGAGAAAAUAAUCUUCUGGAUUUGCAAAAAAGAGUAAUUAAACAAUUAGAUUUUUAUCUGUUAAUACAUAUUUUGAAGAUUAAGUAAAAGGAUAAUCCAUUUAGAAAAUCUAAAUCUAAAAGAAUUUAAUAUAAACUCAUUCUAAUUCUCAAUAAUAAUUUAUUAUUCCAUCCAAUAAAAAAAUAUAUGGAUAUCAAGAAAGCAAAAAUUAAAGUGAAGAGGAUAGUUUAUCAUCGAUUCAUCCUCCUAUCUUAAGUCCAAAAUUUUAAUAAUCUAUUGUACAAUGCAGUCUUAACAGUGACUGUUGUUCUAGAGUAUUAAUUGUUGAUGACGAAUACUUUAAUAUAUAAUGUUUGAAAUUAUUGAUGACUAAGUAUUAAUCCAAAUGUGAUUCAGCUUAUAAUGGUAAAGAAGCAUUAUAAAUUGUAAAUCAUAAAAAAAAUCAUCCUUGUAAAAAGUGUGGGAAUCAAUAUUAUAGUUUAAUAUUUUUGGAUAUCAAUAUGCCAAUUUUAGAUGGUUAUAAAACUGUCAAAGAACUAAAAUAAUUAAUGAAAUAAUAAAUUAUCAAUAAAGCAUGGUGUAUUGCUAAUACAGGAUUCUGUGAUUUAGAUACAAAACUUAAGAGUUAUGAAGCAGGCAUGGAUUAUUAUUUAACAAAACCUUUGGAUUAGAAUGAACUUAGAAGUAUGUUAAAUGUACUAUUUCCUAUUAAUGAUUACUGA
Molecule: messenger RNA, 2415 nt
Organism: Paramecium pentaurelia
Lineage: Eukaryota; Ciliophora; Oligohymenophorea; Peniculida; Parameciidae
Source: the annotation of a GenBank genome assembly